UCUGGAAAGCGAGCAGAAAGUCUAGAUUAAAAUUUACUAGUUUCAAACCAAUACGUGGGUUUUCGCGUGCUUUGAACAAAAUGGAGCCAGCAGCGAGUCCUGCAAAGGAUAACUACAGAAUGAACCGAUACAAGAAUAAAGCUCUCAACCUGGAAGAGAUGCGCAGGAGAAGAGAAGAGGAGGGUAUUCAGCUGAGGAAACAAAAACGAGAACAGCAGCUCUUUAAGAGGAGAAAUGUGGAGAUGCUGAAUGAGGAGGCAGGCAUGUUUGACAGUCCCCUCAUGGACUCGUUUGUCACAUCCACCACAGCCCCAGAUGGAGUCAUCACAAGAGACAUGGUGGAAAUGCUCUUCUCAGAAGAUCCAGAGCAACAACUGGCCACAACACAAAAAUUCAGAAAGCUGCUGUCCAAAGAACCCAAUCCACCUAUCGAUGAGGUCAUCAACACACCGGGGGUGGUGAAUAGAUUUGUACAGUUCCUAGAGAAAAGCUCCAAUUGCACAUUACAGUUUGAAGCGGCGUGGGCUUUAACCAACAUCGCCUCCGGGACGUCCCAGCAGACGAAGGUGGUGAUCGAGGCCGGGGCGGUGCCCGUCUUCAUUGAACUCCUCAACUCUGACUAUGAAGACGUUCAGGAACAGGCGGUCUGGGCUUUAGGAAAUAUAGCAGGAGACAGUGCUGUAUGCAGGGACUAUGUAUUGAACUGCAACAUCCUUCCUCCUCUACUAAUGCUGUUGACCAAACCAACUCGUGUCACAAUGACCAGGAAUGCUGUGUGGGCCCUGUCUAACUUGUGCAGGGGCAAAAGUCCUCCACCAGACUUUGAAAAGGUGUCUCCGUGUUUGCCUGUCCUGUCCCGCCUUUUGUUCAGCAGCGAUGCUGAUUUGUUGGCUGAUGCAUGCUGGGCGCUGUCUUACCUCUCAGACGGGCCGAACGAGAAGAUUCAGGCUGUCAUUGACUCAGGGGUCUGCAGGAGACUGGUGGAGCUUCUCAUGCACACAGACUACAAGGUGGCCUCUCCUGCUCUGAGGGCUGUGGGUAACAUUGUCACGGGAGAUGACAUUCAAACACAGGUGGUGUUGAACUGCUCAGCACUGCCAUGCCUCCUGCACUUGCUGAGUAGUGCCAAGGAGUCUAUUCGCAAAGAAGCCUGCUGGACCAUCUCCAACAUCACAGCUGGGAACAGAGCACAGAUCCAGACGGUAAUAGAUGCAAACAUCUUCCCUGUGCUGAUAGAAAUCCUACAGAAAGCGGAAUUCCGCACUAGGAAAGAAGCAGCCUGGGCAAUCACAAACGCCACAUCAGGAGGCACCCCUGAACAGAUCCGGUACCUGGUGAAUCUGGGCUGUAUCAAACCACUGUGCGAUCUGUUGACGGUGAUGGACUCAAAGAUAGUGCAGGUGGCGCUGAACGGACUGGAGAACAUUCUUCGAUUGGGCGAGCAGGAGGCCAAACAGAACGGCAGCGGAAUCAACCCUUACUGUGGUCUGAUAGAGGAAGCUUAUGGAUUGGACAAGAUAGAGUUCCUGCAGAGUCAUGAAAAUCAGGAGAUUUACCAGAAGGCCUUUGAUCUGAUUGAGCACUACUUUGGAGUGGAAGAGGAGGAUGCCAGUCUAGCCCCUCAGGUGGAUGAGAACCAGCAGCAGUACCUCUUUCCCCAGCAAGAAGCCCCUAUGGAGGGCUUCCAGCUAUAACCAGUUCCUCCCAGUCCUUUUCAGUCCCAUCAGAGCAUUCUCUCCACUUCCCCUCUGCCCCCACCCCUCCCCAAUUUCCUUAUUCUGAGAGUCAUCCUAACUGCUGAAAGCAGUCUACAGUCAGGCUGGAGGAAGAACCUAACCAUGAACUCACACAGGUUCAUGUCAGAGGUGUAGAACUGAGGUGUCAAACCACACUUCCCAUUAGAGGGAAAGACAUGUGCAGAGGGACAAUACCACUGCAGCGUUGCUCUCGACAGUUUUAUUUUAUUUCGUUUUAUUUCUUUCCCCUUUUCCACUUGCAAAUGCGCAAACCCCUUCGAAAGUAUAUUCCCAUCAGGGUUACAAAUGAUAAAAAGCAUCCCUUUUAUUUCUCCC
Molecule: messenger RNA, 2072 nt
Organism: Chanos chanos (milkfish)
Lineage: Eukaryota; Metazoa; Chordata; Actinopteri; Gonorynchiformes; Chanidae
Gene: kpna6
Product: karyopherin alpha 6 (importin alpha 7)
Exons: 14
Coding region: 81-1694 (537 amino acids)
Biological process (GO): protein import into nucleus
Cellular component (GO): cytoplasm
Molecular function (GO): nuclear import signal receptor activity; protein binding
Source: RefSeq, a predicted model, not a curated record